UAUUGGUUUGCAGGUUAAAUUAGUAUGAAUUUUGCAAUGGGAAAAAGCAUCGAACAGGACGGCAUAUGGGUGUCGUACGCUAUUAUGAAGGUUUAUUGCUAUCUUAUGAAAAUUUCCAUUCAACAUUUUGACACUUAAAUAUUGUCCUACUAAGCUUCGUCGAUGUCUGUUGUGAAAGUGAUUGUUCUCGGCAACUGUUUGUUUUUUUUCAGUUGCAUGCAUUCUUUGCACAACUCUUACGAUUGAUACAUUUCUUCAUCGUAAUAAAUGGAUACAUCAUCUGAAACUGAACAAGAUUGUAAUGAUGGUGAAGAUAAUGCAUCAAGCGUAAGAAGACCUAUGAAUGCAUUCUUUAUUUUUUGCAAGCGUCAUAGAGAUAUUGUGCGAGAAAAAUACCCUUAUCUGGAAAACCGUUGUAUCACCAAGAUUUUGGGAGAAUGGUGGGCCAACUUGGAACCAUCCGAAAAAGCAUCAUAUACUGCCUUGGCAAAACAGGUUGUUUUACGAGGUUAAUCACCUACGUUUGCUAGUGUACAAGGAGGCUUUUAUGAAAGCACAUCCAGAUUUUAAAUGGUAUAAAUUGCCUCCACCUCCUGCCAGAACUCUUUUUACCAGACCAUCUAAUAGUAGGGGUUACAUGCAAAAUGAAAGGAAUGGUCACAAAGCAGAUACUUGUGGUAUUUCUCUGGGAAAAUUAGUAGAUGAUGAGCAGCUCGGGGGAUUAAGUUCUCUUAUUAAUACAGCUGCAGCUGGGCCACCAGUUUCUUCUACAGACUGUAGUAGUUCACAAACUUCUCCAAUGGCUCAGAAAGGAGUCGAAAAUCUUUUAAAACCGCCUAAAAAGAGAUAUCUAAUCAAUGGGGAAUUCCAGUCUGGUUCAGAUGCGCCUUCCGUUGAUAACCGUGAUUUUCAAACUCGAGAUGCAUGUUCUGCCUUGCUAGAAUUUGCGGAGCUGUGUACGAGCAAUGCAGCAUUAGAAAAAAACUGUACUUCCUCAGAUUCAUCUGGAGUGAAUAAUUCCAUUUUGUACUCUCCAACACUAUUGGAUAAUAACAAAUUUUCUUCUCUCCAUAAUAAUUCAUCCACCCUUUCUGUGCAUGGUUUGACAAUUAUGCCUAGUUUGCAAAAUACUGAAGAGAACUUACAAAAUGUACUAUUUAAUUCAUCAGAUAAUUCAUCUGAUAAUUUAAAUCAUCAAACUGAAGACUUGCAACAGGACCAACCCCUUGAUUUGUGCAAAAAUAAAGAUAAGGUGGAUUUGUGUAGAGAAAAUAGUAAAACUAUCACUACAAGUCAUCAACAACUUAUUGAUCAUUUUGUUGAUAAGUUUUUAUGUGAUACUCCUGUACCUCCAAAUAAAUUUUAUAAAUCCGAAAUUAUAGAUCCAGCAUUUUAUAAAUUGUUAUCAGAGAAAAAUAUAUGUGUUCCAUCUUCUUCAAAAGAGGAUAAAAUUAGUCAUUCUGCAUUUACUUUAUCAGUUGCCAUUGAAUCGGCUGUUGAUAAAGCAUAUAGCAAAGAUAGUUCAAAGUCAAGUUCCAAAAUUCCAGAAUCAAAUGUUGUUCUUGACUGUGUCUCUAAUGAGAGUAACGAAUUUAGUAUACGUUUCAAAGUUGAAGAUGAUAAAAAGAAAAAUAUAAAUCAUCAAAAAAAUGAACCUGAAAACAUUGCCAAACUUGGUGAACAAACCUUAUUUAAGCAUAGACAUAAAAAAUAUUCAGCUGAGUCUAUCUCUGUAAAUAGAGUCAAAAGUCCAACAGCUAUUAAAAGCCAAACUUCAAAGCAAACAUCAGAUGCUAAUGUAUCUGAAAAUAGUAGUAGCAAAUUCUUUUGUAAAUUAAUUUCGCCUCCCAAAAAAUCAAGUGUUUGGUGUAAUAUUUUUAUGAAUGAACAACUCUCUAAAAACAGUAUUGAUACUAGUUCUCAUAUCUCAGACAGCUUAGAAUCUGUCUUCCCUUCACCGGCAAGAAGGAGUUCUCAGAGGACUUGCAAAGGGAGGCGCUAUCAAGCACUUAUAACAGAAGGAUUGCUGCAAUCUCAUAAAGAACGUAAGCAAGGUAAUACAAAACGAACUGUUCCAUCUGUGAAUAAGUCUAAAAAUAAGUUAGUCACUGAAAAUUCAAUUUUUCCAUCCUUAAAAAAGAAGAAAAAGAAAGAAUCAUUGAAUAAAAGCAAAUUCUCUGCAGAAAGUUACGCCCUAGAUAAAAGUGUAUUUAAUCUGGAAGAAAAGAUAGCUUCUCUUCCUAAGUGUAAUUUUGAUCACCUAAGUAGGAAGAAGCAAAUCAUAUUAGAAUCUAGCUCAAAUAGUAUUAAUUCUGAGAAUGCCAAUGAUUUUCCUGCUACCUCAACUGCCAACCACUCUUGCACAUCAGAUAUCAUUGAAAGCCCACAUUUCUCUUCUAGUGGAAGGUAUAAAACAGGGAAUUUUGAUCUAGAACAGCAAAUUGCUUCUCUUCCCAAGUGUAAUAUUGACUCCCUAAGCAUGAAAAAGAAAAUGGAGUGAAGAGGAAGUUUGUUUUCUUGAACUGUGAUCAAAAGGCAUAAAGUUUGUGGUUGUUUAUUUACAUCAGUUAUUGUAGAUGAAUAUUUCUACGAGUAUAAAUUUUGUAUAGAAACUUACAGUAAAACCUUAAAAUUGUGAUAUGUUAAUAUGUGUACCAUUAUUUAAAUGCCACAUAUUAUAGCAACUGUAUUUUGUCAUAUUAUUUUGUUAGUGAGAUUUAAACACUGUUUUAUUAAUAUUUAUUGGUCCACUCUGAAAUCAAACUUUUUAUUUAUUUCUUUGUUCCUAACUUUUUUUGUGAAAAUCUUCUGUGUGAGAGUAAUUUGAAUUUUUUUUUCUAUAUAUUUAUGAGCAUGAGGAGAAGAAAGAAAAGGAGAGAAAUUUUUUUGUUUGCAAAUGCUAUUUUGUUUUUGCCGUUUUGUAUUUCUUUUUUAUGUGUAUGAGUUGAAUUGCCUAGUAGUAAUUUGAUAUUUGGUUGAAUUUUACUGAAUUUUUAGAAGCUAUUAAAACUAAAUUUGAAUGCAUUUUUUGAAAUUUUGCUGCAUUUGAAAAAAAAAUUAUAGACAAUUUUGAUUGAUUUAUUUAUUUUAGUUUCAGCAAUUCAACUGAUUGAGAGUUUAUUAUGUGUAUUUAUAUUCUGUUUAAA
Molecule: messenger RNA, 3146 nt
Organism: Argiope bruennichi
Lineage: Eukaryota; Metazoa; Arthropoda; Arachnida; Araneae; Araneidae
Product: HMG box transcription factor BBX-like
Exons: 9
Coding region: 344-2500 (718 amino acids)
Biological process (GO): regulation of transcription by RNA polymerase II
Cellular component (GO): nucleus
Molecular function (GO): DNA-binding transcription factor activity, RNA polymerase II-specific; RNA polymerase II transcription regulatory region sequence-specific DNA binding
Source: RefSeq, a predicted model, not a curated record